Clonostachys solani is the source of this 1380-nucleotide messenger RNA. The record is from the annotation of a GenBank genome assembly. NCBI's taxonomy places the organism in Eukaryota, Fungi, Ascomycota, Sordariomycetes, Hypocreales, Bionectriaceae.
AUGAAGAAGUUUGCCUUCGUCAGUGUGGAUAAUCGCGGCAAAGCAACGGACACCCUGCAGGUCCGGAGUCACUGCAUGAGGGGCAAGAACCGGCGCGAAGAUUCCCGGCGCUCACGGAGAGCACUCCGACAACGCGAGGCUGAAAUCGCGGCUCAAACCGCUAUCAACCAAAUACCGAACGACAAACUAGGUCUUUCAAGCAAGAAUAUCUGGGAAAGACAAAAUAUGCCAUAUCAACCUAUCUUAGACUAUAAAUUGCUACCUGAUAGCUUGAGCCAAGGCUCCGUGGACCUCCUGUAUCAAUAUGGCCGGCUUAAGGAAGCCAUCUACCCUAUUGAUAAUUGCGUCGAGUUUGAGAUUAUUCAAGACGACUACAUUGGGUGGUUUACCACGGAGUCAGCAUUUGUUCAGUCCAUCCUCUUUAUGGGAUCAGCACUCCAGGACCUCGCGGUGCAAAGAACUCUAACUCGCACGUCGCUGUUUCAUCUCAGGAAAACAUUGUCUCUGCUAAACGAUGCUUUGUCCAACCGACAAGAAUAUCUCAAUGAUGCACUUCUCUAUACCGUUUUCAACCUCUCACUCAUUGCUACUAUCAUCGGCGAGGAUGAAGCAUUCAAUAUCCAUCUUUCUGGAAUAAGGAAGCUUAUGCAGCUGAGGAAUCAACAAACCAGGGAGAGAAUCAACAGCAGGCUGGGGUUUAAAAUAAGUCGGUUGGAGCUUUCCGCAUAUACAAGCACGGGUACCUUACCACCUUUACCCAUCGGGCCACUUUGUUGGCAAUCCUGCUACCGCAAUACCACCUCAAGUCCGGACGAAACCUUGUCUCUCAGGGCUGCGAUAGUCGAUAAUAUCCAGUUGCGUACGAUCCUUUACGACCUUAGACACCUAGCCGAUCGUAUCAAUUGGAAGUAUGUUGGCGCUAGACGUUUGACUGGAGUUGAAUUCCAAGGUUCUAUAUCCUCGAUCCAGUCGCGCCUCUUGCGUCUUACAGUAGACCCUGAGGACAUAGAAAGUGAAUGUAUGCGAUUAGGAAUGCUGGCAUUUCUAUCGACCACUCUUCAUGUCCCAGGCAAGAUACUCCCCAGUGCAUAUCUAGCCACCCAGCUGAAAAAGCUUUGCGGAGAGAUUGCUGUGUCGGGAACUAGCAGCAGAUACAUGGUCUUAUGGCUGCUCAUCGUGGGAUCUAUUUCGGUAUUCGCACCUGAUGAGCCAUGGAUUCGUGCGAGGUGGGCGGAAGUGUCGGAUGUCGAUCUUGUUUGGGAAGAGCUGGAGUUACAUUUGCGCGAUAUUCUAUGGAUCGACUGCAUACACGGAGAACCGGCAAGGAAGGCAUUUGCAAUGAUCACCAAUGUUCGAUCAAGUACCUUAACAGUAAUGUAG